GCACCACGGGAUCACGCGCGCUCGAUCACUCCCACAGCCUCCGGGGAGAAGAGCGGCGUAUCCGUUUCAAACCUGUUGAGCUUACUCUGAAACUGUUUGAGAAACAGACAGUAGAUUUUGAUCGUGUCUCCGUAUACAGCGACGUUUUCUAAAACAGAACAUAACCUUCGAGCGAAAGUUCGAGUCUACAAGUGACCAACUGGCAGAUCUUGCGUACCGUGAACUCCGCCAACCAACUGACUCCUUCACAGCUGUGCGACAUAAUUUUGGACCGAUAUGGACGCGUUAAUGAAGGGGUUCUCGAAAGCCAAGGACGGGGUUGUGGCGGCGGCGGAGAUGACGAAGCAAGGAGUGACUGGAGCUGCUGAGAUGACAAAGGACGGUGUCAUCUUCGUCGGCACUAAAACCAAGGAUGGAGUGACAACAGUGGCAGAGAAGACUGUGUCUGGUGUGUCUCAGGUGGGCGGGGCUGUGGUAACCGGGGUAACAGCUGUGGCCCAUAAAACAGUGGAGGGGGCGGGGAACAUUGCCGCUGCGACCGGAUUGGUCAAGAAAGACCCGGCGAAACAGGAGGAGGAUGCUGGUUUGGAGAGUCCAGGGGAGCCGGCUGUGGAGCCUGACACUGGAGACACUGUCAAAGAGGAGUCUGACUAGAGCUGACUGCCGGUCCAGAGAUGAACGGCUGACAUAUUCCAUGUCGCUCUGCCAAGUCCUGUCGUGCCUCGCUGUGGUCCUCUAUGGAGUCUGUACCCUGUGUCCGUUUAAGAAAGUUCAUAUCAGUGUGUAUGUGUGUGAGUGGGUGGGUGUCUCUGUGUGUGAGCAUGUGUGUAUGUCUGUGUGUGUUUGUGGGUCUAUUUUUGUGUGUCUGUCUCUCGCUCUGUCUCGAGGUCAAUAGUCAACAGUGAUGUCCCCCAACUGGGUCAGAUAGUAUUCCACUUGAUCUGUGUUUGACUCAGCUUGCCUGACACAAUGCAACCAAGUCGAUCGUCACUACUAUCCUCACCCCAGGCAGUCUCAAUCAAACACUCCAGAGGAUCGGAGGUUUCCUCUAGCAGUACUACCUGACCCAGGUGUUCUAGGUCUCAAGAGCGCCCCCUGCAGACUGA
Messenger RNA from Osmerus eperlanus (European smelt), 1106 nucleotides. Its product is annotated as alpha-synuclein-like. The record is from RefSeq and is a predicted model, not a curated record. NCBI's taxonomy places the organism in Eukaryota, Metazoa, Chordata, Actinopteri, Osmeriformes, Osmeridae. Bases 277 to 654 code for a protein of 125 amino acids. Gene Ontology annotation, cellular component: neuronal cell body; cytoplasm; axon terminus. The transcript has 6 exons. Gene Ontology annotation, biological process: synaptic vesicle endocytosis; synapse organization; chemical synaptic transmission. Gene Ontology annotation, molecular function: cuprous ion binding.